Messenger RNA from Thunnus maccoyii (southern bluefin tuna), 6075 nucleotides. Its product is annotated as adhesion G protein-coupled receptor L3-like. Gene Ontology annotation, biological process: adenylate cyclase-activating G protein-coupled receptor signaling pathway; cell surface receptor signaling pathway; brain development. The record is from RefSeq and is a predicted model, not a curated record. The coding region runs from base 437 to 4057 and encodes 1206 amino acids. Gene Ontology annotation, molecular function: G protein-coupled receptor activity. NCBI's taxonomy places the organism in Eukaryota, Metazoa, Chordata, Actinopteri, Scombriformes, Scombridae. The transcript is spliced from 18 exons. Gene Ontology annotation, cellular component: cell-cell junction; glutamatergic synapse; membrane.
GCAAGAACCACGACUAUGGACCAGUCCCACAGGAGAGACCUCGUACAAGUUUGCACAACCAACCAAUUGUUGGUUUUGCACGGUGUCAAGGAUCUUGCACAAUUACAUUACUGUAGUUAUUAUAAGCCUUUAUUAUAGCACACACAUUGAUGUAGUUCUGCUAUAGUAGUAACCGUAGUAACUGUUACUGGCUGAACUGUUUGGAAAGAUGAAGAGAGACUUGGCAAACAGCACGUCUGCAUUGAAACACUGACAUUUUGAAGUCAUCAGAAACUUGAGAUAGUCCCUGUCAAAGCUGUUAAGCACUGUGUAAAUGUGCUUGUGUUUGUCACUAUACUAUUAUUUAUUUGUUCACAUCCUUUGCGGUUAACACAGAUGUUUUAAAUUCUGAACUGUUGUUCUGGGAUGCAGAGUUCAUUAAAGCGUCCGUGCUGUCAUGUUGGGAUCCAUAAAUCUGCACAUUGUGUCUUUUUCAGAAUUUGAAUCCUCUUCUCUUUCUCUUCUCUUUUUAGACUACCGCCCUCCCAUGAUCCCUCCAAACCGAGGAGGGGGAGGAGGAGGUGCAGUCGGCGGGGGUGGUUCCUCCUCUUCGUCGACCAGCCGCACCACCACCACUCGUUCUCCUCCCUACUACACCACCCCGCGGCCUCUCCUCACCACCAUGCCGGGCCAGCGUUACCGAACCACCACCACGGUCCGCCAGCCAGUCCUGGUUCCUGCCGGCGGCUCGUCGUCUGAUACCAAUCAGAUUCCAGACACCAACCAGAAAGCCGGUGGACGCUCCCCUCCAGGGCAGGUCCCUCCAGCGGCCCCGCAGCCCCCCGCCUUGCCUCCCCAGGACUUUUGCAGUCCAAGAGUGACAGCCGACAUAUCGUGGCCCCGGACGCAGCAGGGCCAGACAGCCAAGCAGCCCUGCCCUGUUGGGACACUUGGCGUGGCCACAUACGUGUGCGUGGCCCAUUUGGGCUACUGGGAUCCUCAAGGCCCUGACCUCAGCAACUGCACGUCGCCCUGGGUCAACCAAAUCAUGCAGAAACUCCGUUCGGGUGAAACGGCGGCGCUUGUUGCCAGGGAGCUGGCGGAGCAGACCAAAGGGCUCCUGCGUCCUGGCGACGUGCCGUCUACGGUGCGAGCGAUGGCCCAACUGGUCGAACUGCUAGACGUCCAGCUCAGGAACCUCACCCCCGGGGGCAAGGACAGCGCCGCCCGCAGCCUCACCAAGCUUCAGAAGAGAGAAAGGUCCUGCAGGUUUUUCACACAGGCUAUGGUGGAGACGGUGAAUAAUUUGCUGCAGCCACGAGCCCAGACAGCAUGGAGAGAGCUGCCCACCAGCGAGCAGCUGCACUCGGCCACUCUGCUCCUCGAUACUGUGGAGACGGGGGCUUUUAUGUUAGCUGACAACCUCCUCAAGACUGACACUGUGCAGGAGACCACUGACAAUAUCCAGCUGGAAGUGGCCAGGCUGAGCACGGACGGGAACCUUGAAGACUUGACGUUCCCUCAGUCGGAGCUACAUGGAAACUCCAUCCAGCUGUCAGCCAGCACUCUCAAACAGCACGGAAGAAACGGUGAGAUCAGGAUGGCCUUUGUCCUGUACAGGAACUUGGGUUCCUACCUGUCCACAGAGAACGCCAGCGUUAGACUGAGCAGCGAGGCCGUCUACCCUAAUUACUCUGUUAUCGUCAACUCCCCGGUCAUCACAGCAUCCAUUAACAAGGAGAGCAAUAAGGUUUACCUGUCUGAGCCUGUGGUCUUCACUGUCAAACACUUGCAGCAUUCGGAAGAGAACUUCAAUCCCAACUGUUCGUUCUGGAGCUACUCCAAGCGCACCAUGACGGGAUUCUGGUCUACACAGGACUGUCGUCUGCUGGCCACCAAUCGCACACACACCAGCUGCUCCUGCACACACCUCACCAGCUUUGCGGUUCUCAUGGCCCACGUGGAGGUCAAGAAAGCAGACAGCAUGCAUGACCUGCUCCUGGACGUGAUUACGUGGGUGGGGAUCCUGUUGUCGCUGGUUUGCCUGCUUAUCUGCAUCUUCACCUUUUGCUUCUUCCGUGGGCUGCAGAGUGACCGCAACACCAUCCAUAAGAACCUCUGCAUCAGCCUCUUCAUUGCUGAGUCACUGUUCCUGGUCGGGAUCAACAGGGCCGAUCAGCCAAUUGCCUGUGCAGUUUUUGCGGCCCUGCUCCAUUUCUUCUUCUUGGCAGCCUUCACCUGGAUGUUCCUGGAAGGAGUACAGCUCUACAUCAUGCUGGUAGAGGUGUUUGAGAGCGAACACUCCAGGACUAAGUACUUCUACCUGGCAGGAUACGGAGUGCCUGCUGUCAUAGUGGCCGUCUCCGCUGCAGUGGACUACAGGAGCUACGGCACCGACCGAGUGUGCUGGCUGCGAUUGGAUACAUACUUUAUCUGGAGCUUUAUAGGCCCUGCCACACUCAUCAUUAUGCUAAAUGUGAUCUUCCUCGGUAUCGCUCUUUAUAAGAUGUUCCACCAUACAGCGAUUCUUAAACCGGACUCUGGGUGUCUGGACAACAUCAAGUCUUGGGUGAUCGGGGCCAUAGCCCUGCUGUGUCUGCUGGGCCUCACCUGGGCUUUCGGCCUGAUGUACAUCAACGAGAGCACUGUGAUCAUGGCGUACCUCUUCACCAUCUUCAACUCUCUGCAGGGCAUGUUCAUCUUCAUCUUCCACUGCAUACUGCAGAAGAAGGUGCGUAAAGAGUACGGCAAAUGUCUGCGUACUCACUGCUGCAGCGGCAAGAGCGUGGAGACGUCGAUCUCCUCCUCCAGUAAGACCACCACCUCACGGACCCCGGGCCGCUACUCCACAGGCUCACAGGUGAGCUUACCUGCCUGCACACCUGGACGCUACAGCACAGCAGACUCUCAGAGUCGUAUCAGGCGGAUGUGGAAUGACACUGUGAGGAAACAGGAGUCUUCCUUCAUCACUGGAGACAUAAACAGCUCUGCCACGCUCAACAGAGGAGCCAUGGCUAAUCAUCUUAUAACUAAUGCUCUCCUUCGUCCCCAUGGUACUAACAAUCCUUAUAACACUCUCCUGGGGGACUCGGCAGUCUAUAACAACCCAGCCGUGGGCAUGUACAACACCCAAGAGGGCAUCCUGAACAACGCAAGAGACUCCAGUGUUAUGGAUACGCUCCCUCUUAACGGUAACCAUGCCAACAACUACAGCAUGGCCAGCAGUGAGUACUUGAGUGACUGCGUCCAGAUUCUGGACCGUAGUGGCGGCUACGGCACCCACAGUAACCACAAGGAGACGACCCUGGAGAAGAAGAUCCUCAAGGAGUUAACCUCCAACUACAUCCCAUCCUACCUCAACAACCAUGAGAGGGCCACUACGGAGCGCAACCACAACCUGAUGAACAAGCUGGUCAACAGCAGUAUGGCAAAUGGAGGCAGUAUGGCAGGAAGCAGCAGCAGCAGCAGCAGUGGAGUUGGUGGGUGUGUGGGCAGCAGUAAAGAGGACAGUGGUCCCAUGGUGCUGGACAACCCUGCAGCCUUCCCCCAUGAGGAGAACCUGGGUUUGGAGAUCAUCAGAGAGGAGUCCAAUGCGCCUCUCCUGCCACCACGGCCUCCUCCACCAGACAGCCACCCACCACCUCCUCCUCCUCCUCACAGCUUCUCCAGGCCACGACGCAUUCCCCAGGAGACCAGCGAGAGCUUCUUCCCCCUGCUGACCAAUGAGCACACUGACGAGCACACGCAUUCGCCCAACCACAGAGACUCGCUGUACACCAGCAUGCCAGUGCUGACGGACCUCCCGGAUGGGCAGAUGAACGGUUUAACAGACGGAGAGGAAGACAGUUCUGGGGAGCUGCAGCCCUGUAAGAGUGCCACUGCUCCGGAGCUAGAUGACGUCUAUUAUAAGAGCAUGCCAAACUUGGGCUCCAGGAACCACCUUCACGAGCUACAGAGCUACUACCACAUGGGCCGUGGUGGCAGCGAUGGAUACAUGGUGAACGCCAACAAGGAGGAGUCUGAUUCGUCGCCUGAGGAGCCACCCAUAGACCCUUCCCACCUGGUUACCAGUCUAUAGAGCCAAUCAAAAGACUUCUAUCCCUCCCUGGCCCACUCUCACACUUCCAACCUUCCAAUGAAAAUCAUUCUGUGUUGUUGACUGACAGACUGAACUAACCUGCCCCUUGGAUUGAUGUGCUGUGAGUGACAUUAACUGUGGUUCAUAACAAUAUGGUUGAGAUAUCGCCGGUCAAAGGAAAGCAGGGACUGAAUGUAUUGUCAUAAAUGGUGCAGAUUGAGAGGGCGGUGCUAAGCGACGUUUUGUGAACAUCAAACAGGAGUAGAACUUCUAACCUGGAAAGGACAGGAAGGGGAGGGAUUCUGUAAUUUUACCCCACCUGUUAACUUUAAUUUGGAAUCUUGAGCGUAGCCCUACAAGUUCCCCAAUAUGGACCUCCAGCAGAUCAUAGCAUAUAGUUUCCACUACCACCACUACAGGGGUGUGGCCCCCAGUGCUGGUUAAAGGAGCAGUCUGUUUGUCUGUCUGUAUAUCUGUCUCUGUCUCACUUUAAAAGACACGUACUGGGAUGACGUUUCCACUUCUCCAAAGGGUAGAGCAGGAUGAUAAACUCUGGUGUUCACAACAUAAACUGGCCUCAACAAGGUCCCACCCCACUACCUGCCAAUCAAGUGGAGGAUGUAUGAUAUAUGCCCUCACUACCAAUCCCAAAAACUACUUUAUUGGGCAACCGAACUGUAACCAUAUCACUCUGAUGUUCUGAACUCUCUACCUGUUCGUAUCUGCUAAACUGGAGUUGUGUCUGGGCUGGUGUAACAUUCCUGCAAGUUGUAGUGACUGCGGCUACUGUGUAUUUCACUGAAAACAAAUAAGGAAGAUCAUAUUACAACAGACUGAAUUUCAAAAAAAAAAAAAAAAAAGAAUGGGUUCUGUUACUUAUCCUUUCUUCUGUAAAAGUUUUCAGUUAUCAAAGGAUUAUGAAGAAAUCACAAACAGUUUCUAUGUAUUGUACAGAAUACAGAUACAGAUUCAAAUGUUGCAUAUGACCAAGUCCUAUUUUUUAAUUUUAAGUUGCAAACCUUUUGUCUGUGGAAAUGUUCUGAACUGUCAUGAUAUGUUCUGGUCACAUGUAGACUACAGAACGAGCAAGGAACAAUCUUUCAUGUCACUCUUUCAUAAAUACAGAGACAGUUAAGCACUCCUUAAUCAAUACACAUAUACCCCACGCACACUUCAUUCCGGUCCUUUUAUAGCAACACCACUGUCACUUACAUUUUGCAAAUUAAUUGUUACUAUAUACUUUACCACUGUGUAGAUUUAAAUUUAUGGGAAAAUGAAGUGGCUAAGUUACGAAGGAGAUGGUUGCUAUGGAAAUGCUACGUUUAAGCCUUUACAGGAAGUGGAUUUCAUUUGUUGUUGAUUAAAGCAUUUCCUUCCUUUAGGAGGAGACACCAGUUAUUUUGAGUAACAUAAGAACGGUAUAUGAAGCAUAUCCUCUCUAUUGCCAAAUAGUCUACCAAUUGACAUUACCUUGCUGUGCUGGUUGAGAUCUUAUUGUACAGAAAAAGAAUGCUGAGAAUAAUAAACGUCAUUCUCUAAACUAAAAAAUAAAUAAAAUUUCCACUAUUUGAAAAGAGGUGGGUCCCACCUGUGAAAUGCCAUGAUUUUACACCAUAUAUGUGUACUGAAGAUGUGAAAACUGCACACAGCAGCACUGUCUAAUGUGGAAAGCCAAUGUUUACUUAUUUAGGAGGGAAAAUUCAUAAGUGUAUGAAGUGUAGCUUGCACAUGUAUCCCACAAGCCCCAUCCAUGUCCCCAAGAGAGAAAUUAUUUAUUUAUCUGUUUAUUGGUUUAAAGACAGCAAAACAAGCUUGGAGGAAAGAAAGCUGACUUUAGGCAGGAGUAAAUAAAGUGGCACUGGGUUUGUUUUUUGUUUCUUUUUUUAAAUUAUUAUGAUCAUGAUUAUUAUUACAAUAUUAUUGCUAAUUAUUUAUUCUUUUUGUAUGGGUUCCAAGUUGAAUGAUCUCAUAACUAAUAUUUGUUGUAACAGUGAAAGUUGUUUGCCAACAAAUAAAUU